Messenger RNA from Trichoderma harzianum CBS 226.95, 1986 nucleotides. RefSeq lists its product as hypothetical. The record is from RefSeq and is a predicted model, not a curated record. Gene Ontology annotation, biological process: transmembrane transport. Gene Ontology annotation, cellular component: membrane. NCBI's taxonomy places the organism in Eukaryota, Fungi, Ascomycota, Sordariomycetes, Hypocreales, Hypocreaceae. The transcript has 2 exons. Gene Ontology annotation, molecular function: transmembrane transporter activity. The coding region runs from base 1 to 1986 and encodes 661 amino acids.
AUGGCCAGCCAGGAGCACCACCACCUCGGCGGCAUAGUCCCCGGUGAAAUCCCCAUCCCCCACGGCCCCCAUGAGGAUGGCGACGACCGCGACGACUACCCUCUCGAUGCGGAUGAGCGCCGUGUUUUCAGCCAUGUCACCCGUCCCGAUGACAGCUACACUCCCGACGGCACCUACUGGGCCGACCUGCCCUUUGGCGAGCGUGUCAAGUUCGUCUCUGCCGUCGACCGACAGGCCGCCAGCGAGGAGCUGAGCACCAUCUGGUCAAUGAUCAAGAAGGAUCCUCUGUCUCCCGUCUCUUGGUAUUUCCGCCAUGCCGUCAUUCCUGGUGCCGGUCUUGGUCUGGAAGGCUACGUUCUUUUCUCUAUCGGUAACCUGUCUCCUCUCUUCAGCCAGGUCUGGCCCGAGUGCUGGGGUUCCAAGCCUACCGUUUGCGACCCCAACUGGAUUGCCGCUGUCACUUAUCUGGAAGUUGUCGGUAUCAUGAUUGGUCAGGUCAUUGUUGGUGUUAUUGGUGAUUGGAUUGGCCGUCGCUGGGGUCUCAUUCAGGAUGCCAUCAUCAUGUUCAUCGGUCUGCUCAUGCUCACUGCCAGCUGGGGUAACUCUCUCCAGGGCUGGGUUAUUUGCUACGCCUGGUCGCUGUUCUUCUACUCUCUCGGUGUCGGUGGUGAAUAUCCCAUCACUGCCACUUCUUCCCUCGAGAGCGCCGUCACUGCUGGCAAGCUCUCCACAAAGGAGGAUCGUCUGCACCGUGGUCGCCGUGUCACCAUGGCUUUCCUGAUGCAAGGUUGGGGUCAGUUCGUCAACCAGGUUCUGCUCAUUGUCCUACUCGUCAUCUUCAACCACGGCAAGGGCGGCCCCCCUUACACCAAGGAGGCUGCUCAGUUCACUUUCCGUCUGUCCUUCGCCUUCCCUGCCAUUGGCACUCUGUGGCUCGUCUACUACAGAACUUGGAAGAUGCCCAAUGCCUCCAAGCAGCUCGCCGAGGCCAAGAGCCGCACCAGCGUCACCGGUUACGAUGUUACCGCCCUCAAGUCUUGCUUUACUCACUUCGGUGGUCGUCUGCUCGCUACCGCCGGUACCUGGUUCUGUAACGACGUCUUCUUCUACGGCAACAAGCUCUUCCAGGGCCAGUUCAUCAAGGUCAUCUCCGACAACCCCAACUCCCUCCUGACCACCUGGUCUUGGAGCUUGGUCAACAUUGUCGUCUCCCUGGCUGGUUACUACUGCGCCACUUUCCUCAUCGACAACAAGCUCUAUGGCCGUAAGUGGAUGCAGCAGAUUGGUUUCCUCAUGUGCUUCCUCAUGUUCGUCAUCCCCGCGUUCAAGUACGAGUACUACACCAGCCCCCAGGGUAUCCACGCUUUCCAGGCCAUGUACUUCUUGUCCUCCUUCUUCAACCAGUUCGGCCCCAACUCCGUCACUUUCCUCAUUGCCGGUGAGGUUUUCCCCACCCCCAUCCGAGCUACUGCCCACGGUUUCUCUGCCUGUCUCGGAAAGGCUGGUGCUCUGCUUGCUUCGAUUCUGUACAACUACAUCGACAUCCAGACCCGAUUCUACGUCGUCCCAUGGUUCGGCCUUGCUGGCAUGUUCCUGACCUGGCUUUUCCUCCCUGACACCACCGGUCUCGACCUCAAGGAGCAGGAGCGACGAUGGCGCUACAUCCGCGACGGCAAGGCCGACCAGUACCACGGUGUUGCCGUCCACCCCCACCACCUGUCCCUCUGGGAGAGAUUCCGUGGCAUCAGCAAGUCUUAUGAUCCCCAGGCGGACUGGAAGGCGAAGGUUGAGGACAUGCGCGCUGAGUGGGAGGCUGUCCAGGCUGCUCGUGGACCCAAGGAGACCGAGGCUGACCACAGUGGCAUGCCUGAUGAUGGCGAGUUCUCUCCUGAGAUCCACGCCUUCUUCAAGCGCUCCAGCCCCGCUGCCCGCUCCAAUGGUGUCCUGAAUGAGAAGACCGUGAGCGACGAGGCUUCUUCCGAGUAA